AGCAUGUCGGGUAAUGGACGCAAGGAUAAAGGCCGCAGUAACAACUCUUUUUCUGGUAGUGCGAGGCAUAGGGGGCAUCCCCUAAUUCUAUCGAUGAUCCACGUUAUAGGACGUCGCUCAUACCGAUCGAUAUGCCGAUAGUGACAGGAGUCGCAGGCUCCAACAUUCAGGGUGCUAUUAGUCAACAAACCGACAUGGUUGAUCCUCUACCAGACUUGGACGGGAUUCUUCGCCGUCAGUCUCGAGAGAUGGUUCAUAUGCCCCAGCUCCCACAGACGGAUUAUAGGCCUCAGCUCCUACAGACGGAUUAUAGGUCCCAGUCCCCACAAAUGUUUUUGAGGACAGGUGGUAAUGAUGGAUUUUAUGAUUACUGUUUUGAGGGUGCAUAUGCAGAGGCAACCUUUCGGUCACCACAUACCCCACACACACUGAUGGCACUGAACACGCCAUUGACACCGCAUGGCUCCGCCUCUAGAGGUAUUUCAGGAGGUCACGGCUCGAAUGCGAGUGAUUUUCACGCCUCGUCGUUGCCCCUCAUCAGUCGAGAUGGGGAAAAGUUUGUGGAUCAAAAAAUCCACAGUGCAUGUAUUCGUCUCUUUUGGGAGAAUUUGAAUCGUCUGUGUGCCCAGUUCAGUGAUACUCCAAUUGAGGCUCUUACGCGUUUCGGGGAAAAAUUGAUGGGUAAACCACCUACACAUUAUGAUGUUUUCAUGAAGACGCAUGGCACUGCUGAGUCGAAGAAAAGAUAUUUUGAGGGAAAUCAUGAAAAUCUCGAAUAUUGCUCACAGACGGCCAAAGAAGCACAAGAGGCGUAUCUGCAGGGGUUGGUCAACAAAUAUGGUGAAGAUCCUGCAAACCAUAAGGAUGAUGUAGAUGUAUGGGAGGAAAGACAACUUAGAAGAAAAGGAAAGAAGAAGGGUGCUGCCUAUGGAAUAGGAGCAUCAGAUAUACGUUUUUUGGUUCCGGAGACACCAUCUUGCCAAUCCACCCGAUCCACCCAGUCGGACAACACGCAACAAGAGGUUGAUAGGCUGCGUGCGCAAGUUUCUAUCAUGGAAUAGCAACAACAAGAAAUGGAAGAACAGAUGGAAAUUGUUAUAAGGAUGAUAAAUAUGUCUGGAAAUCAACCCCAUGGUCCCGCCGAUAAUCCACCCAAGGACAAUUGAUAUGUAUUUUGGAACAAUUGAAUUUGUAAACACUUGUAUUGUGCUUGUUUUGUUAUGCUUAAUUUGUAUAGUACUUGAGACAUUUGAAUGGUAUUUUGAGACAAUGGAAUGGAAUAUGUCAAACUUGAUAUUAGGGACAUUUUUUUGGUGUAUAUUGUACAAAUUAAAUUGAUAU
Molecule: messenger RNA, 1341 nt
Organism: Lactuca virosa
Lineage: Eukaryota; Viridiplantae; Streptophyta; Magnoliopsida; Asterales; Asteraceae
Source: the annotation of a GenBank genome assembly